AUGGCUAGCCUGAUACGUGGAUACAUACAUGAUGCCUUUGAGUUUGUUUUUCCUGGUGAAUGCUUAGAAGAGAUGCUUCUGAAGUUCAACUUGUUUCAUCCAGUAUGCGCUUCCAUUGCUCUUUCUCGAGCUCUUGGAUUAGGAAUUACUUGUGCUUCGCUACUUCUCUUCGUGCCUCAGAUCAUUAAAAUUCAUCUUGCCAAGUCCGGUCGAGGGAUAUCAUUGGCUUCACAACUAUUUGGUCUUAUGGCUUGCUUUGGGACAGUAGCCUACAGCUAUGCAAAAAGCUUCGUCUUCAGUCAGUGGGGAGAUUCGUUGUUUGUGUUUAUACAGAUGGGGAUAGUCAUAUCGCAAAUUUUAUACUUUGAUUCACGUAUUUUCACGAUGUUACUUUUUAUGGCAGCUUGUUUUUCUACAUCACUGGCCGUUGUCUUGGAGUUUAUUCCGCUUCCUAUUCUCACAUUUUUACAGGCUUCCACAAUAUUUGUAGUUGCCAUUUCAAAACUCCUUCAAGUUUGGGAGUCCUACAGUAAUAAAAGUACUGGCCAAUUAUCCAUGAUCUCGGUUGCCUUGCAAUUCGCAGGAUGCCUUGCCCGCAUUUUUACGUCAGUAAAGGAAACUGGGGACUUGUUGGUUAUUGUGAGUUAUGUUGUUGCCAGUGUUUUGAAUGGAAUUAUAUUCUUACAAUUCUUCGUAUACUGGGAUGCUGGAUUGUUUGGACUCCCCGUUCUUAAAAUAGUUAUUCGGAUUGUUAAUUGCUUCAUGGUUUUCACUUUUAGUUUAUUGGCUCGUUGUGGUCUAGUUAUGGGGUACCUCCCGAAAACUACAAUGGCGAGGAUCUUAAAAUAUCUAAAGAGCAUUCCAUCGAGAACUGUGGAAUAUUUUGUAGUGUUAGGAAAUGAUUACAAAACUGCUAUGGUGGAUGCCUUUAAAGAUGCUAAAAAUAGACCGAUAAGAACAGGAGCAAUAACAGCGUUUAUUGCAGGGCUCACAUAUGCUUACAAAACAAACCCAACUGAAGAAGACAUGUUGAAUGAGCUCGCCCACAAACGACAGAUCUUAGCAACGCUACCAAAUACAAUCCAUAAUCCACUUUCGGACCAUGAAUUAAGUUGGAGAACGAACUUUUUGAACCAAAACUGCGUCCAGUACAUUGACUGUUUCUUCUUUUCCUUACUACUUGAAAAACCGAACGAUACUAAGGUUCGCAUAUAUGAAAGCCAGGAUAAGAAUUUGAAAGAUUGGUGGUUCAAUGAGCUCCGCCACAAUUUCAUCGACAUAGGGAUGUUUGGGAACUGGCAUCGCUUAAAUAAAAGUUUUGUUAAUUAUGAUGUUAAUAAGGAAGAAUUAGAGUCUCUUCCUGACAAUAAAAACUAA
Molecule: messenger RNA, 1377 nt
Organism: Enterobius vermicularis (human pinworm)
Lineage: Eukaryota; Metazoa; Nematoda; Chromadorea; Rhabditida; Oxyuridae
Source: the annotation of a GenBank genome assembly